Molecule: messenger RNA, 3381 nt
Organism: Zasmidium cellare ATCC 36951
Lineage: Eukaryota; Fungi; Ascomycota; Dothideomycetes; Mycosphaerellales; Mycosphaerellaceae
Exons: 6
Coding region: 1-3381 (1126 amino acids)
Biological process (GO): protein phosphorylation
Molecular function (GO): ATP binding; protein kinase activity
Source: RefSeq, a predicted model, not a curated record
AUGAAGAGACAGUUGCGCAAAAGGCUUGAGCAGUGCAUGACCACAGCAGAAUGGUAUCAGCAACGGCCAAAAUUUUUACCGCACACAUACAUCGCAGAGUUGAUCACAGCCCCUACCAUCACGGGGUGCGCUCCAGGGAUUCCGAUUGAGCUGGUGGACUUCGUCUUCCAGGAAGCAAAACGGGUGUUUGCUAUUUUGAUACAUAGCAAAUGCCAAGAGGGCGAUCUCCAGGACGCCCUGCAGCUCUGCAAGGACUACGGAUUGACAGACGACGUCCUCCCCAUACCCGAGAUUAGUAAAAUAUGCUUUCACGAUGACAGCAUUGGCAAAGCAAAGGUCCACCGAGAAUGUGAGCACAAACCGCAUCUCAACAUCUUCCACGAGGAUGAUUGGGGCUCUGAGGCAUGGGAAUCUUUUUACAGAGGGCAGUGGCACUUCUUGGCGCCGGUGUUCGAAUUUGAUCUGUUCGAAUACGACUUCCCGCAAGGCACAAUUCUGCCGAUUGUAAAACCUGGCGAUGCGGCGGUAGCUAUUGGAGAUGAAUACCUUCUUAUCUCGAGAUGGGCUGACGGUGGUGACCUUCACAAACUUUGGAAGACGCAUCCGAAUGUGAGACCCGAUGCGCGAUUGAUCAGGAACAUCUUGAUCCAAUUCAGAGGUUUAGCCGACGCCCUAAAAUCGGUGCAUGGACGGACGAGAACGCUGUAUCCAGAUACGAAUGGUGAUGAACAAGAGUUUGGAGAUCCCUCUAAUACCUCAAUCCCGCACAUUGUGGCUCCUGACGAUGGGGAUCAUUCUAACUGGCGUCAUGGAGACCUCAAACCAGCGAACAUCUUCAUUUCGCUGGAUGGAUCUACCUGGCCGGGAAUCUUGAAGAUAGGUGAUCUAGGUCUGGCCAAAAGGCACCCUGUGGCAACCGCUCGAAGAAGCACGCCAUCUACUACUGAGUUCGGCACGCAAGCAUAUGAGCCACCUGAAGCGGUGACUGGUCAGAACAAACCACGCUCGCGGCUGUAUGACAUCUGGUCCUUUGGUUGCGUCUUGAUGGAGACGAUUGUGUGGCUGUUGUACGGCUACGAUGGACUGCACGAACUCUGGAAAACCGAGACAAGAGUUUAUCAGGGGACGCUUUAUUACACUCUCCUUGGAAACAAUAUCUUUCUCUCGGCAGAGGUCAAUCGCUCGAUGAGCCAGGUGAUGAACGAUAUCCUGACCUUCGACCCAGAGUGCAAUAGUGACCAAGGUAGCAUCAUUCGGGAGCUCGUCCUUCUGGUCAGAGACAAGCUCUUGGUUGUGGCUCUACCUGAUACGCAGGAGGCGAUCGCUUCUGGCAAAGCGCGAAUAGACGCCGGAAUGCUUGUCCAGGAGCUCACGCUUUUAGUAGAAAAGUCGCAGAGGCCUGAGCAAAGUCGAUAUUUAUGGACAGGUCGCGAACGCACAGGCAAAUUCCGGUCUGUCGUCAAGUCCAGGGAUGCUGCCCAACAACACCUGUUGGCUCCAUCCGCUAUGGGCGUAGGCAUUGGGGCUGUACCAAGGCAAACCCAACAAGUGGAAUCAGGGCCGUACCGACCGAUGGAUGAAGAGGGCGUGGAUCUUACAAAAUUGUCAAUACAUGAUCAACAUCGCUUGAAGGAAUACAAACACGAACCUUUGGAUCCGCGGGAUUGGACUUUCGCACUGGACAAUAGCUUCGCUGCGCAAGCCGUCGAAUCUAUCAAAUCUCUGUCAGGCUUCUCCUCCGCAGCGCCAAAGUCACGGCUCCACAGAAAGGGAACCAGAUUCGUCUUGCAAGUAGAUGGCGAAAUCAGGCGAGCUUUGUCAAUCUUCCAAAUAGCAAGUCUCAAAGAUGACGAAGCGGCUAUUUACCAUGGCGACAUCCAAAUAUCCGUCCCACAGCUCGUUAGUGUAGGGACUCCUGCUCACGCUGGUCUUCUGCGGGAGUGGCUACGAGACUGCGAUGAAAAUCACAAGGACUGCUGCUGCCCAGCGACUGAAAGCCAGUUACACUUGCCCACCAGGCUAAUCGAAAUUGGAACAAAAUCAGCUCCUUGCGUACGACUUAUAGAAUCUGUCGAGCUUCGGCAGGAAUGCAAGCAGAGCCUCAAAUUCGCUGCUUUAUCGUACCCCUGGGGAGACAGAACAGCACACCAGCAUUUUUGCACAACAAUCCCAAACUAUGAGCUACACAAGCACAAGAUCUCAAUCGACGAACUCCCAGCUCUACUCCAGCAGGCGAUUCAAGUGACUCGGGACAUCGGGCUAGAUUACUUAUGGGUCGACGCCUUAUGCAUCAUACAAGGUCCAGCUGGAGACUUCAACGAGGAAGCCGAACGUAUGGAACAAGUUUUCAGUGCCGCUUACUGUGUCAUAGCUGCAAGCCGCGCGAAGGGCGUCUCCGAUGGCUUCCUUGGAGAACGCACGCAGCGGGGGACAGUCCUGAUGCCCAAUCAGUCCACAUUUCUGUGCGAGGACAUUGACGACUUUCAACACGACGUCAUUGAAGGACACCUCAACCAACGCGGGUGGGUGCUGCAAGAGCGCGCGCUUGCUCGACGGACCAUCUACUUCGCAGAAAGACAGACAUACUGGGAGUGUGGUAAAGGUGUCCGAUGCGAGACAUUUUCAAAGAUGACCAACAAGCAAGCAUCAUUCCUGGGCGACUCUGACUUUCCACGAAUGGCGGAGAAGGACACCAAAGGCGGCCAUAUCGUACUUUUCGAAUCACUUUACGAGCAAUACUGCCGAUUGCGUUUCACGAACGACCAUGACAAGCCGAUAGCCAUCGCUGGGUUGGAGCGGCGAUUAUGCCGCGCAUUUGAUACCGGUGGGGGCUUCGGUCUCUUCAACAUAUAUCUGGAACGCAGUCUGCUAUGGCAGCGAGACAUCACUGACACUCCAAGCCUGAUGAAGAUCGAGAUGCCUCCUGGACGAGAGUACGUGCCCUCGUGGUCUUGGAUGGCUUAUCAAGGCAGUAUCAAGUUCUUGAACCUCCCAUUCGACGGAAUCGAAUGGACCAAGACUGAGUACCGCUCGCCUUGGGCUAUGACCCUAUCAAACCCAGUACGAAACUCAAGGUCUGUUCGAGACCGGUCGACUUCAGCCCUUCACGUCAUUGCCAGAAAUUUCGACAUGGACCCUCAGGAGCAGACGAAGACGCAGUCCGGAAUCGUCUGGGAUGGCGGAAACGUCUUGAACGGGCCCUUGAAGUGUGUGAUUAUUGGCAAACUUCGAUCAGAAGCAAGGCUGCCGACACAGAUGCACUAUGUUCUUAUCUUGAAACAAAUUGAUCAGCUGGAGACAUUCGAGAGAGUGGGCGUUGGAUGCUUGAUGAAGGACAAGAUACAUCUCGGAGGAACUCCAACGUGGAGUUGGGUACGAUGA